Molecule: messenger RNA, 1934 nt
Organism: Exaiptasia diaphana
Lineage: Eukaryota; Metazoa; Cnidaria; Anthozoa; Actiniaria; Aiptasiidae
Product: degenerin mec-4
Exons: 12
Coding region: 239-1834 (531 amino acids)
Biological process (GO): sodium ion transmembrane transport
Cellular component (GO): membrane
Molecular function (GO): ligand-gated sodium channel activity
Source: RefSeq, a predicted model, not a curated record
ACUAAAUUAUGUUUUAUUAGCAUUACCAUUUAAUAAUUUUAUCGCCAUUAGGUAGCCAUGGUGACGUCAGACAAAGUAAGCUAUUAAACCGAUUACGAGGUCCAAUGAGAUACAUGCGUACAACAUGCAGAGAUUUCGGUCAAAUUCAAGUCAUUAACACCACUCUUUAAGGACAUUGCUGACUAGCUUAUCAAAACUUUAAGUGGACCGMGAAAGACAGUACAACUUCACACAACAUAUGGCAAAUGAAAAACAGAAAGCACGACCUUCAAUGAGAGCUGUUUUGAAGGAGUUCUCUGAAAACACAACAGCGCACGGCAUAAGCCAAAUUCAYAUYGCUAAUAAUUGGUUUUGGAGGGUCAUMUGGGUACUUGCUUGUGGUGCUGGUGCUGGGAUGGUGAUAUGGCAAAGUGCUCAACUUGUUGAAACGUAUUUGAAUAAGCCAACGAAGACGACAAUAGAAGUCGCUUAUUCACAGGCAGUUAACUUCCCAAUGGUAACAGUAUGCAAUUUGAACACAAUAAAAAGGGYCCAUUUGAAGGACUUCCCAAUGGUAAAGCAUGUAUGGGCASAGUACGACGGGAUUAAAAAUUCGAAUAAAUCUGUGAAUGCGUCACAAUUCAUUACAAAUAGYGGGAUGAAAGAUGCCAUCAAAAAAGGUAUCACGAGGCARAGCGGAGGAAAAGCUGAUGAAUCAAAAAUGGACGAUGUUACCAUYGACGGAGAAGAAUAUGUAAAGGACAAUAUAUUGAACCUCAUUAAUGGGGAGAGCAAAAAUAAACUUGAGCGUGCUGGACAUUCAUUUGAGGAAUUGAUAUUUCGCUGCACGUGGAAUGGCUUUUCCUGUAAACAAGGUGACUUUGUGCAGUAUUGGCGACARMMYUGGAACUGGAGAUAUGGUAACUGUUWUACAUUCAAUUCAGGAUCAAAUGAGAACGGCACUGCAMUACCAGUCAUGUCAAUAACUAAACCUGGACCACUGUUUGGUUUAAGUUUAGAUCUAUUCGUCAACCAGGAUGAAUAUUUUGGUGUUUUGAGCCAAGAAGCCGGAGUAAARAUUCUACUGACAGACCAAAACCAAAUUCCCUUCCCSACCACCCAAGGGUUCACAGUUGCACCUGGGUCCUCGUCAUCUGUUGGUGUCAGAAAGUAUAUUAUCGAGCGUAUCGAUCCGUUUAAUAAUGGAAGCUGUUAUUCAGGCGAUGCGCCCGAAGACGACUCAAUAUACAAAGAAAUGAAGGGAACCAAGUAUUCAGUACAGGGAUGCAUGAAUUCGUGCCUUGCAAAGGAACAAACAAAACGCUGUUCUUGCACAGAAGGAAAGUUCCGAUCACAAAAAGAAGAAAACAUCUGCAUGAAUAAGACACAAGUUGAAUGCAGGAUCGAUGUUAUAAAAGCCUACCAAAAUAACACAUUGGGCUGCACAGACAAAUGUCCCCAAGCGUGUUACCACUCUUCUUACAGAGUAAGUGUCUCGACGGCCCAAUGGUCGGAUGCUUAUGAGAAAGAUUUCUUAAGGAAAAUCGAGAAAUCAGAUCGUGGCAAACAUAACAAGAAACUUGGAAAAGAUAGUUCUGAAAUGAAGAAAAACUUCCUUCGGGUCAAAAUCUACUUCGAAGAACUAAAUCUUGAGAAAAUUACAUACUCAAGAUCAUAUCAGAUCGAGGACCUUUUGUCAGACAUUGGUGGUCAGCUUGGCUUGUGGAUUGGCAUAUCGGCACUGACUUGUUUUGAAAUCAUAAAACUGAUUCUAGACUUAACAAAGUGUUUGGUUAGAAAGUUUUUCUGGAUGAACCAAMAAAGAGAAGUUGGAACUGACAGCAUUCCAAUGUGAAGGCGAUCAAGAGAACCAGAUAAACUGAGAUAUCUAUCUAAUUUACAAUCAGCUGACAUAAAAAACAACGACAACAAACAAACGGACAGACAGACAGACA